This is a messenger RNA of Melozone crissalis (California towhee), 2715 nucleotides long. RefSeq names its product coagulation factor III, tissue factor (gene F3). Gene Ontology annotation, biological process: blood coagulation. Gene Ontology annotation, cellular component: membrane. The record is from RefSeq and is a predicted model, not a curated record. Bases 1 to 1257 code for a protein of 418 amino acids. The transcript is spliced from 6 exons. Gene Ontology annotation, molecular function: protein binding. Lineage: Eukaryota; Metazoa; Chordata; Aves; Passeriformes; Passerellidae.
AUGAAGUUGGCUAUCCAGUGGUGUCCAGUUUCACCAGAAUUCCAAGAGGAGAAGGGAGGGGUGGUACAAGGGCCCGAUGACACCAGCCAGGCAGAGGGACACGGACCGCAGGCAUGUCCAGGUGCGCCCUCACGUCCAGCUCGGCCUGCGCCGGGGGAUGCGGUGGCGGGGCUGCAUCCCGCGGGACACGUCCGUCUCUCAGCGCCCCUCCCUCCCUUUCCUCGAAGAUCCCGCGCUGUGUUUGCUCAAUCGGGGAUGCCCGAGCGCUUCCGCCGCGCUCCGUCCCCUCGCCCCCGCUGCGCGGCCCCGGGGCGCGGCCUGGGUCCCGCCUCUGCGCGGCGCUGCCCCAUAUAUGCGGCGGCGGCGGCCGUCAGCGGCAGCUCCCUCAGCGCGCCCAGGAUGCCGCGUGCCGCCGCCCCGCCACGGGCACUGCUGCUCGGCGCGCUGCUCUGGCCCCUGGCCGCCGGCUACGAGGACCUACCAACAGCAGUCAAUAUAACUUGGUCUUCAAUCAAUUUUAAAACUAUACUACAGUGGCAACCAAAACCAUCAGGCUACUUCUAUACUGUAGAAAUACAUGGACAGACAUCUGACGUGAGGAGAAAAUGCAUACUGACAUCAGAAACAGAGUGUGAUGUUACUGAUGCACUCAGGAAUGUAAAGGAGACCUAUACAGCACACAUACUGUCUGUAAAGCCUGCGGAGAUGGAUAACUUUGAAGAGCCACCUUUUGAAGUCUCUGAAAAAUUUACACCUUAUAGCCAGACUGUUAUUGGAAAACCAGAGAUAAAGGAUUAUUCACAAAAAGGUUCCAAACUGAAUGUCGUGUUCAAAGAUCCGCUUACACCAUAUAUAUUUCCUAAUGGAAGCUUUAUGAGUAUUCAAGAUAUUUUCCAGCAUGACCUGGAAUACAAACUCUAUUACUGGAAAGAUCAAAGUUCUGGAAAGAAAGAUGUAACAACAAAAAGCCAUAAUUUUGAAGUAAGCGUUGACAGUGGAAAGAACUAUUGCUUCUAUGUCCAGGGAAUCAUUCCCUCUCGCAGAGAAAAUCGUAAUGGCCAAGAAAGCAGGGUGCUCUGCACCAGUGUAGGAAGGAAUACCUUAGAUGAAUAUGGAACAGAAGUCUUUAUCAUCUUAGCAGUGAUAGCAGUUGCAGUCAUCACUCUCGCCAUUGUCCUUCCCGUGGUUCUGUGUAAACGCAAGAAAGCAAAGAGAGCAAGAGCUGAGAGAGAAAAGGAGCUGCUUAAUGGUAUCUAAGGAAAAAGUACCGCAGACACUAGUGGCAGAGCCAAAGCAGAAAAAACCCCAACUGUAGGAGUGACGGGGGGUAGCACGGUCAGGACAGAUGGAGACGAGAGAUCUCUGAAGCCAGGUUGUGGAACUUGCAGUUUAUUGCAAAGGGCCUGGGUGCAGGGCCCUGCUGGGAGCUGCCAGCUGCAGCUCGGAGCAGGCCCGAGAGAAGAGAGGGGUAGAGAGGAUGAGAGGGUGAGAGAGUAAAAGCAUAAAAGGGGUAAGAGCUAAGAGGCAAGAGUAAGAGUACAGAAAGUAAGUAAGCAAGUGAAGCUCCCGUUACAAUAUAAUAAAUCAUCUCCUAUGUUGAAUAUUCUGAUUCUCACUAACCAAUCUAGUACAAUAUACAAAUCCUAUAGCAUUUCCAUACAACCUAUAAGAAUCACUACAUUACCAUAUUGGGCUACAUUUUAAACCCUAAAAACUACUCUUUGGACGCCUUCUGCCAAGCUGACAGGGUCUGCUCUGACCCUUGGACCUGUCUGCAAGCAGAGGGUCUUGUUUCAUCAAAAGGGCAUUACCUUCAGUGGCCACACCAUUGUUCAGUAACUAAGGGAUCUCAAAGCUUGCUUUCAUUUCAAUCUCGCUUAUAGUCUCUAUAUUCUCAAAUAUAUUCUUUUGCCAGGCAAUCAUAUUUAUAAGGCUUUCCUGUUUCAUCUUCCCCAACACCCAACAACAAAAUUGGGUAAUUGAGUGGACCCUUUUAGGCUCUCUGAAACAGGAAUUCUGAAGCCCAAACUUUACGUGGAUUAAAAAAUCCACUAGACAGUACAGACAAAAAAUCCAGAUAUCAGGAAGCCCUGUGUCAUUAGAACAUUCUGGUGCUCUGUUACAAUCAUAGAAUUAUAGAAUGUGCUGAGUUGGAAGGGACCCAUCAGGAUCAUCAAGUCCAACUCCUGGCCCAGCACAGCACCAUACCCACAAGUCACAGCCUGUACCUGAGAGUGCUCUCUGACAACUUCUUGACCUCUGCCAGGCUGCUGCUGUGACCACUGCCCUGGGGAGCCUGUUCCAGUGCCCAAACACCCUCUGGGUGAAAAUCUUUUCCCUGAUACUGAACCAAAACCUUCCCUGACUGAGCUUCUUGCUGGAUUUUUGAGUCCUGUCACUGCUCACGAGAGUGAAGAGAUUGGCACCUGCCCCUCUGCUUCCUUUGGCAAGGUUGUUGAAGCGUCUCCCCUCGGUCUCCUUUUCUCCAGCUGAACAGACCAAGUGACCUCAGCCACUCCUCACACAGCUUCCCUUCUGGAGCCUUCACCAUCCCUUGGACCCUCUCUAACAGCUCAAUGUCUUUUUUGGAUUGUGGCACCCAAAGCCCCCAGCACUCGAGGUGAGGCCGCCCCAGCUCAGAGCAGAGCGGGACAAUCCCCUCCCUUGCCUGGCUGGGAUGCUGUCCCUGAUGUCCCCAGGACAGGGAUGUCCUUC